This is a messenger RNA of Balearica regulorum gibbericeps (East African grey crowned-crane), 870 nucleotides long. NCBI's taxonomy places the organism in Eukaryota, Metazoa, Chordata, Aves, Gruiformes, Gruidae. The record is from RefSeq and is a predicted model, not a curated record.
AUUGAGGCAGAAGUGCAGAGAAGAAAACAAUUAAUUCAUCAGUCAGCAGAACGCAAAGCCAUCAUCUCAAAGUGCUACAAACGAAAACACCCAGAAGUGUACAUUCUGCAGGAUUCAUUCCUGGCCCCAGAUUUUCUAGAAAUCGUGAGAUACUGCACAUCGCCGGAUGCUCAUCCCCAUGGCCUCCUGCGCUACAUUGAGUCCUUCUCAGAUAAGAGGAUCUAUCGACUCCCAGUGUUCACAGAGGAGUUCUGCCAAGCAUUUGUCGAUGAGCUGGAGAACUUUGAGCAGUCGGACAUGCCUAAAGGCAGGCCCAACACUAUGAAUAACUAUGGGGUUUUGCUAAAUGAGCUUGGGAUGGAUGAAACUUUCAUCACACCCCUGCGUGAAAAAUACCUGCAGCCCAUAACGGCACUGCUUUAUCCCGAUGUGGGAGGCGCUUGUCUGGACAGCCAUAAAGCGUUUGUUGUCAAGUACUCGCUACAUGAAGAUCUGGAUUUGAGCUCUCACUAUGACAAUGCAGAAGUCACCUUAAAUGUUUCGCUGGGAAAAGACUUCACAGAAGGCAACUUGUACUUUGGGGAUUUCAGCCAGGAUCCUACCCCUGUGCCAAAGUACAUAGAGAUCGAACAUGUGGGAGCCCAGGGGCUGUUACACCGAGGAGGGCAGAUCCACGGGGCACUUCCCAUUGCCUCCGGGGAGCGCUGGAACCUCAUUAUUUGGAUGCGAUCGUCUGCCGUCCGCAACCAGCUCUGUCCCAUGUGCAACAAGAAACCUGAGCUGGUGGAAGCAGAGGGCUUUGGGGAUGGGUUCACAGAAAGCCCUGAAGACGAUGUGCCCGAGACUGUGAAUCUCUGUUCCCUGUGGUAG